CUCGACCCAAGCCUCCAUCCGCCAUUUUCAGCAGAUUGAAGGCAGGUAGCGCACAAAAAUCACAAGCCCCCGGUCAAAUCACGCAGUGAGCCAUGGCUGCUUCUGGGGCAGUGGUGGAGUCUCUGGAGGAAAUUCCAGCUCAUGUUUGGAAAGGUUUGCCUGCCAGUCUGAAUCUGGGACCUUCGGCUAUAAAUCAAAAUCGCAUUGGUGUCUGGGCAACACAAGGUAUUCCUAAGGGCAAGCGGUUUGGUCCUUUUGUUGGAGAGAAGAAAAAGAGGUCCCAGGUCACCAGCAAUGUGUACAUGUGGGAGGUUUAUUUCCCGUCUCGAGGAUGGAUGUGCAUCGAUGCCACAGAUCCAAUGAAGGGGAACUGGCUGCGAUAUGUGAACUGGGCUCGCUCCAGUAAAGAGCAGAAUCUUUUUCCACUUGAGAUCAACAGAGCCAUUUACUACAAAGUUUUAAAGCCUAUCCGGCCCGGAGAGGAGCUGCUGGUGUGGUACACCGUGGAAGACAACCCUGAGAUAACAGCUGCUCUGGAGGAAGAAAGAGCCAACAGUCUGAACAGGAAAAACUCGCACAGGGCGAAGCAAGCAGCCAGAAGAAAAGUUCUGGAAAAAGCCAGACAGGCUGGUUCAGGUGGAUUUAAAACGACAAGCGGAACCGAGGCCACUAUCAAGGAGAUGUGGGACGGAGGAGAAGGUGUGAAGGAGGAUGACAGGACAUCCGAGACCUCUCGGGGGCCAGAAGUCCACCCCCCGGAGAGCACUGACAAUAAAGGAGCGCAGAAUGUCUCAGAAACAUUAAUGGAGACUGGAACCUGGGAGGAAGAAGAUGAGGAGGAGGAGGAGGAGGAUGAAGACGAGGAGGAGGAAGAUGGUGACGACAGUCAGGAAACGGCACACCAAACCUCUCAACAGUUAAAUGCAGCUGAUUACACGCAAAGCAAACAAUCUGGCCCGUCAUGUGACGGAGGAAGCCUCGCAGUUUCACAGGUGAAGUUGAAAAGCUCCUCGGUUGCUGCACAUGAUCCCGAUUUUGAGCCCGGUGGUGAGCUGGAGAGCGAUGCACACGGAGAGUCGUACCCCUGUCCUCACUGCGAGCGCCGCUUCUCCACCAGACAGGGCCUUGAGCGUCACGCGCACAUUCAUGGCAUCAGUUACCAGCAAGCCCAAGUCUUCAGGUGCCAAUACUGCAAUAAGUCUUUCGGUUCACAAGUGGGGCGACGGCGGCACGAGAGAAGGCAUGAAGGCGGCUCCAAGAAAAGGCCGGGUUCCCUGGCUGGAGCUUCUUCCAGCUUAAUCAGCCCUGUAGCUCAAACUGACUCGAGUCCUGACUGCACGAGCCCAGCGACGCACUAUAUAGCUAUUGGGUUCUCAGGAGGACAUGUGCAGAAGCCAGAGCUGCAGAGAAAGGAGUUGGGAGCAGGUGCUGAACGACCUUUGACUUUGGAAGAAAACGGCGAGUCAAAGGAGCUGCAUCCCUGCAAGUACUGUAAUAAAGCCUUUGGCACGCACACAAACAUGCGCAGACACCAGCGCAGGAUCCAUGAAAGGCACUUGCUACCCAAAGGGGUUCGCAGGAAAGGUAUGCUGUUUCAAGAGGCGUCGAUGCAGCAGCGGCCUGGCGAGUCUCCAAGCACCAGCCCUCCUCCUGUCUACGUGCCCAGCGCGGACACAGAGGAUGAGGCGGACAGAGACGAUUACACAGUCGACAUAUCCAAAAAUAUAUCCGAAAAUCUGAGCUUCUACAUUGACGGAAAGAUUGUGUCCACCGGUGCAGUAAGCAACUGUGAGGUGAUAGAGGUGGACUCGCGCUCUGCAGCUUUGUUUGGUUUGGACACCGUUAUUAUCAGCCCAAACCAGCUCAGCCAGGCGCUCAAAGUGGAGGCCAGAGCGACUUCUGCUAAACAGAUCUCCAGCAGCGGGCAGCCAGCAGCAAAAAGGAGAACAUCCACACCUCCUCUGGUUACUGGUCUCAAAGUGGAAACAGAAACGACGCCAUCAUCCUCAUCUACAUCCUCUAAAUUGUUAGUGGGAGGAAUAUUCCAACAAAGCACUGAUUCAGCAGCUUUUCAACGGGAGAAAACAGUCUACCUUUCGCCGAAACUAAAACAGCUGCUUCAGACACAAGACUUCCAGAAAUCCACCAUCACCCUCAUCACAGACAGCCACAGGCUGACCUCGCCGCUGGCGGUCUCUCCGCUGCAGGGGGCGUCGGGGAAAUUCAAGAGAAGAACCACAUCUCCUCCAUCAUCUCCACAGCUCAGUCCUGCUGGUAAAACCGAAAGCUGUAAAGGAGAUGCAUUGAGUGCACACACCCUCAAGGUGCCAAAGUUAGAAAGUCACAGUGUGCCUCCACCUGAGGACGUCCAGGAUCAAGAUGAAGAUGCACUGAGCCCCUCUGGAAAUGUAACACACAGCCAGUCUUCCUCAGGCAGUGGAGGGAAUUCCUGUAACCAGCAGCCCUUGGAUUUGUCCAAUUCUGUCGGCAGGCAAACUGAUAUUGUAAACAAAGUGCUCGGAGAUUCUGCUCUGGAUUUAAGUUUACAUUGUAAGAGCAUUGUGGAACCUGAAAUAAAGGGAAACUCGGCACCUCAGUCUUUAACAAAGAAGAGGAAGCCCAACACCAGUAUGCUUGAAAAGGUGUUGAUGAACGAGUACGCCAGUCUGACUCUGCCCGCCGAGGACGGCCCCUUUGCUCUGGCAGGCCUGAGUCGACUGAGUUCUUGUUCUCCAAAUGUUACAUCAGAGUCUGCCCACCCAUCUCCACCAUCUUUGACCCCAGUUACCAUCAACCCAUCGUCUCCGGGCGCCAGCAGUGCAACAUCUCCGACACCCCCUCCCCCCGUUCUUCCCACCAUACCGUCCCCACCGGCUAUGCCGAGCUCUCCGCGGUCCCAGCCGUCUGACUCGCCUGCACACAGACCUCUACCCGUUCUCUCCCCGAAAAUGUCUCCAAGAGUCGAUGGACAAAAACUCCAGUCAGACUCUGAGAAUUUCCUAGACGACAAAGAUGAAGAUGAGAACCGUAUCCCCGAUUUAUUAGACUCUUUAAACAGUUCACUUGAAGCCCCCCCUCGUCCUUCUGCGGGUCCACGUUCUCCUGAACCUACGGCUGAAGAUCUGUCCUCUCUAGAAAAGGUUUCUCACCUCGCAAGUUGCAGCUCUAAGCUAAAUGGCGGCACUGCAGACACGGAGGCGUCUUUGAAAUCUGACUCAGAUGCUGCUCUUCCACUGUCAUCUCCUUCAUCUCCUCCUGUGGCACAGGAGUCUUCGCUGUCCUCCGUUUCUCAGUCCCUCUGUCUGAUCAAGGUAAAAGAGGAGCCUCAGUCCUGUGAAGACUACUCUCCUGUUAAAAGCGAUUCUCUUCAGGAUGGCGUUGAUUCAUCUCCACUGCCUCAUCCUGCUAAAACCUCAGAGGCAGAGGAAAUCAACUCUGUGUACUGCAAAAUUUUUCUGUGUAAUGUCUGCGAGGAGCCGUUUAAUUCCAUCAAAGAGCUGAGCGCUCACAUUACAGAACACGCCGCCGACUGGCCCUUCAAGUGUGAAUUUUGCGUGCAGCUGUUUGAGGAUGCUCCUGCGCUGCUAGCUCACCGCACCACACUACACGGGGUGGGCAAGAUCUUCGUGUGCUCCGCCUGUUCCAAAGAGUUCGCCUUCCUCUGUAACCUCCAGCAGCACCAACAGGAUCUGCACCCAAACGAGGCCUGUUCACACAGCACCGUGGAGAACGGAAAACUCAGGCCGCACAAUUACACGGACCCAUCCAGAGCCAAAGAGGAGAGCAGCCCCUCCACGCCAUCGCAAGAGACGGCGGACGAAAACGCUCCUCAAACAGACUCUGAUUCACCGCAGCAAGAGCCGAGCGUGAACGGAGAUCACGCCGAGGACUCAAACGAGGAACUCUACACUACAAUAAAGAUCAUGGCCUCUGAAGGAGGAAAGCCUAGAGGUCCAGAUGUUCGCCUCGGCAUUAACCAACACUACCCCAGCUAUAAGCCCCCCCCCUUUCCCUAUCACAGCCGCUCCCAUGCCGGUUCGGUGGCUUCUGCUACAAACUUCACUACACACAACAUACCCCAGACCUUCAGCACUGCCAUCCGCUGCACCAAAUGUGGCUGCAGCUUCGACAACAUGCCCGAACUGCACAAGCAUAUCCUCGCCUGCGCCAGUGCCAGCGACAAGAAGCGUUAUACUCCCAAGAAAAAUCCCAUUCCCCUCAAGCAAAUAGUAAAGAGUCCAAAUGGAGUGGUGUCCCCCGUUGUGGUGGCGGGACAGAGUGCUUUCCGCAGGAUGGGUCAGCCAAAGAGGCUCAACUUUAACCAGGAUGCAGUCAAAACAAAAAUGAACGCCCUCAGUAAAAAGAGAAACCAGCUGGUGCAGAAAGCCAUCUCGCAGAGAAAUAAAACGGCCGCCACCGCCGCAAAGAAGAGUUUUGUCAAAACAGAAGCGGAGCUCGCCUCCAGCGUGUGCCCCCACUGCAGUCGGGAGUUCACCUACACUGCGAGUCUUACCAAGCACAUGGCCGUCAGCUGUCCCAUGAAACCUGCUGUCGCUAAAAGGGGCAAGAAAGGGCUGGCAGAGGUGAAGAAGGAGGUCAUUUCCGUGCUGGAUAAAAACACGAGCAAGAAAAAACCUGUAGACCCCGAGGCUCAAACAGAGGUUGAAGCUAAGCCUUUGGUUAAAACCAGGACCCGUAGCUCAGGUGGAACCAAUACCGAAUCCUUUCAGGGGAGCAAAAGGAAAGCCGCUGCUGCGGUGGGCCGGCUAAAAAGGACGGCUUUAUCUCCGGUGCCAGUGUCUCCUAACAAAAGGAACAAGAAAAGUCAGACUAAAACACUACCUCCCACCAUUCCAGCCCUAGACCCUCCCGCUGAUGGGGCGCCACGGCCAGCCGUCAGAACGUCACGCCCAGCAAUCGGGAAGAAGCCAGCAGCCAUGAAAUUAGCAGAAACUACACAACAGCUAAAGAAGGAGGAGAGGUUCUCCUUACGAAUGAGGGAGCGAAUGGGAGGUCCAGUCACCAGGAGUUCACAAAUGGCUAACACUCUUCCUCCAGCAGAGGUGAAAAGUGAGGAAGCAUCACUUGAGGAGCCAAAAGACUCUCAGGACGUGUUGAUGAAGUAAAGCCAUGGUGACAGUGUUGAGCUAUUCCUGGAGUACAGUGUUCACCUACCAGACAAACCUCUGGACUCACCAAAGCACUGAGGAUGACCUUUUCUUGGUUUUUUUUCUUAUUGGUUUUUUUUUUGCAGCUUCUCCCAACCCAAAUACGUCUGCCUAUCUGAACUGCCUUUGCUGGACUCAUGGAGGGAACUCGUCUCUUCUGUCUUCUAUCUUAUGAACUAAACUGAGCCUCAAUUUCUGCCAGACUUGCAAAAAAACAAAAAAAAAAAUAAAGAAGAAAACUGUAGAUGACGAUGAAUUAAUAUAUACAUGUCAUUACUUGACAGAAAACAGUAAGAUUAGGGCUCUGUAAUUUUAGAAAGCUGAUGUAUUGCAAAUGGCAAUCAUGUAUCAGUGUGAAGUUAAUUUGUUAAAUCUUCAUCCUAUGUUCCUCCUUUUGGUUGGUUAGAUUUUCUCGACUCUUAAUGCAUGUGUUAAAAAAAAAAAGAGAACGUUUAAACUCCGCCCACAUCUUUUCCCCUCUGGGCAACAUAUUUCAGUUAAUAAAAGAUUGAAAAACUAUGUAUGUUUGGAUGAAAACUUUUUAUAGUCAUUGUAAAAUAUCUUAUUGGCUUUUUUUUGUUUUGUUUGAUGAAAAAAGAGGUUGAACGGCCAUUUUUUUAAAAGUUAUUCUUUAGGAGGUUCAGUCUGACGUGUUCACGGGGCUUAAAUCUCAUGUUUUACCUGACUUUUUGUUUAAUCAGCAGAUGUUUCAUACCGUAAAAUCAUGCUGGAAUUGACCUUUAAACAAAGUGACACCUGCCUGUUUUCGGAGGUUUUUCAGCAGCCGUGUGUUCUUACAGCACUUUAAAACAAACUGCCAAAACGUUCAACUGGAUUGGUCCGACUGGUGUAAUUAGGAACAGUGGUGGUUUGCCCCAAUCACGGAGUCAUUUGAACUACUUUUACAGUUUUUUUUUUUUUUUUUUGGGAAUUGACCAGACAGAAUCUCUCCUGUUUUUGUUUUUUGUUUUAAAGCCAUCGUAAGUGAACAUUUGCAGAGUUGUUUUUUUUUGUCAUUUCCUGUCCAAAGCCAUGCCACACUACCUAACAGCUGUUCAAAGGACUGCUGGGUAAAACCGACGACAGAUUUAAGCUUUUUAAUGUCCAGUGGGAGCGCAGAGACGCAGGCGGUGCGCGAUCCUUGUAGCGUUAUUGGUGAAUUCAACAAUUCUUUGAUUUGAAAGACUUUGUCUGAACGAGAAGUCUUCGUUUUGCCUUUUUAGCAUCAAAAUCUUGUGUUUAAAGACGAACAAAGAGGAGAAUCAGGAAUGACCUCAAGGUAAACAUUGCUGUAAUUGAAAAAAAAAUUAAAAGUUUUUUUUUUUUCAA
Oryzias latipes (Japanese medaka) is the source of this 6497-nucleotide messenger RNA. It is a transcript of the gene prdm2b, whose product is annotated as PR domain containing 2, with ZNF domain b. Gene Ontology annotation, cellular component: nucleus. Gene Ontology annotation, biological process: regulation of gene expression. Gene Ontology annotation, molecular function: histone methyltransferase activity; protein binding. The record is from RefSeq and is a predicted model, not a curated record. NCBI's taxonomy places the organism in Eukaryota, Metazoa, Chordata, Actinopteri, Beloniformes, Adrianichthyidae.